UGUCAGGAUCAGGUAGUGAAACUGACACAGGUUGUGAGUCGCGGAAGUGCUCUCCGCACGAGUUGCGAGCGAAGCAGAAUUUUCUUGUUAUUUUUGAUUUUUUUUUAAAAGUCACUCUCAUUCAAACGUUUUAUUUAUUUUUAUUGGUGGGGGCUUGGGGCUGGAGCGUUUUGAUGAAGCAGUACGUGGGAGAUCUGUGCCCCCGCAGGGACAUAAACAACGCACAGAGUAACACUGCACAGGAGAAGAUGAGUUAUCAAAAACAGUUGACCCACUCCAUGGCCAUCCGUAGCGAGAUCCAGAGGUUUGAGAGCGUGCAGCCCAAUGUAUACAACGUCUAUAAGUUGCUGCACCGCGUGGCCGAUCCCUCACUACGGAACACCAUCCAAGAACUUGUUACGCGUCUUGAAGAGGCCUUUGUGAACAGUCAGGAAUGGACUUUAAGCCGCUCAGUUCCAGAGCUCCGGUUGGGGUUGGUUGGCAGCCUGCACAGUGGCAAAUCCGCCCUCGUCCAUCGCUACCUGACUGGCACUUACAUCCAGGAUGAGUCUCCAGAAGGUGGUCGAUACAAGAAAGAAAUAAAUGUCAAUGGUCAGAACCACUUGCUGCUGAUUAGGGAUGAAGGAGGUCCUCCAGAUGCCCAGUUUUCCACAUGGGUCGACGCUGUUAUAUUUGUCUUCAGCCUGGAAAAUGAGAAGAGCUUCCAGACCAUCUAUAAUUACUACACCAGGCUAGUGAACUACAGGAAUGCAGCCGAGAUUCCACUGAUAUUGGUGGGCUCGCAGGAUGCAAUCAGUGCCACCAAUCCACGAGUCAUUGAUGAUGCCCGGGCACGUAAACUCUGCGCUGACUUGAAGCGCUGCAUGUAUUAUGAGACCUGCGCGACGUAUGGACUCAAUGUCGAUCGAGUUUUUAAUGAAGUUGCCCAGAAGGUCUCAGCCAUUAAGAAGCAGCAGCACCUUUUUGUCACAUCAUGCAAGUCUCUGCCGAGCUCUCCAAGCCAUUUUUCUGGCUCCGUCCCAGUCUCUGCCUCUCACAGCAGUCAGGCAAGCAACGGUGGUAACAUGGGUGAGUAUUCCUCAUCCCUUCCUUCCACUCCAAACAUCAGUCACCGGGAACUGGCAGCCGACAUUUCUCAAGUUUCUGGGACCCCUGGUUCUGUCCGCAAGCACUCGAAGCGACGCCCCAGCCUUUUCACAGCUCGGCGGGGAAGCGAUACGGAAAGGAGGAGUCUGGACAGUAAGGCGGAUAACAUUGGAAGUGGCCGUGCCAUCCCAAUUAAGCAGGGGGUGCUGUUGAAGAGAAGUGGAAACACACUAAAUAAGGAGUGGAAGAAGAAGUAUGUGACGCUUUGCAACAAUGGUAUUUUGUCCUACCAUCCUAGUUUGCAUGAUUAUAUGCAGAACAUCCAUGGAAAAGAGAUUGAUCUACUCAGGACCACAGUUAAGGUUCCUGGCAAGCGUCCACCGCGUGCUGUUUCAGCCAGUGGUGCCUCCACCAGCCUGAAUGGACUAGUGGGCAGUGGGCAAGAAAGUGUUGAUUCUCUGCUUUCCAGCAGUUUAGACCCUGUUGCUGAGAAGGUAAUCAGCAGUGACACCAAGGCCAAAGGGACUCUCCCCAGCCUCCGCCCCAUUCCCAGCAGUGACCAGUGGAAUGAAAACAUCUUGCGUACCCCUGAAGGAACUGGCACAGGGGAAGCUGCAUGCAGUCCCACAGGCAGCAAGCUGGACUUGCCUCCCUCGCCCCAGAUAAACCGGAAGAAGCACCGGAGGAAGAAGAGCAUGAGCAAGGCUGACGGCACGGUGGGCCUAGCAGAAGAGCAAGAAGAGAACAUUGAGUUCACUAUCGUCUCAAGCACAGGCCAGAUGUGGUACUUUGAAGCUGCAAAUUUCGAAGAGAGGGAUGCCUGGGUACAAGCCAUUGAGAGUCAAAUUCUGGCCAGCCUGCAGUCCUGCGAAAGUAGUAAAAACAAGGCUCGGAUGGACAGCCGGAGUGAAGCUGUCGCCAUUCAGGCGAUAAGGAACGCGAAAGGCAACUCAUUCUGUGUUGACUGCAAUGCUGCAAAUCCCACCUGGGCAAGUUUAAACUUAGGGGCCCUCAUCUGUAUUGAGUGCUCUGGAAUUCAUCGCAAACUUGGGACCCACCUCUCACGAGUCCGGUCCCUGGACCUCGACGACUGGCCUUUGGAGCUAACCCUCGUGUUGACAUCCAUCGGGAACGAGAUGGCAAACAGUAUGUGGGAGAAGAAUACUCAGGGGCGCAACAAGCCUACCCCUGAAUCUACACGGGAAGAAAGGGAAAAUUGGAUCAGAGCAAAGUAUGAGCAGAAGCUCUUUGUUGCACCCUUGAAAUGCCGCGAGAUCCCCAUCGGAAAGCAGCUGUUCAAAGCCGUCAUGGAGAAGGACCUUCAAAACAUCCUACUGUUACUUGCACACGCCAAGAAAGAGCACAUCAACGAAUAUAUUGAUGACAAGGACAAGCGGACAGCUCUGCACCUCGCCUGUGAGCUCAAGGAUGUGGUGAUCACACAGCUCCUGGUCUGGUAUGGCAUUGAUGUGAAGGCCAGAGACGUGAAUGGAAACACAGCCCUGUACCAUGCCAGGCGGGCAGGCAGCCAGGAGUGUAUGGAUGUCCUGUUACAACACGGUUGUCCCAGUGAUGGCUGCAGCACAACGCCCAGCAUCAGCAGGAAAGGUCUUGGUGCCAGUUUCGGAAGAACUGACUCCAGGUUUCCACAUUAAAAAGAAGCCUUGAAGCACUCCUUUCCACACCUUGACAUUCCUAAAGGGCAACCUCUAGACUUUUCCCAAACCCCUCAAACCCCCAUCCCCACCUCCCCCCCCCCCCCACAGCAUCCCAUUUUAUUGCAAGAUUUGGUGAUCGGGAGACGCACUUUACGGAAUCCCAAUGUUGAUUUUACAACAAGUGACAAUACCAUUUGUCCCAAUAUCUUAUGACUGAGCGAUUGAAACUGCUGUUCUUCAGUGCAAGAGCUGUUCGAUGUUUUAAGGCUUAUUUCCUGAACUCUCCUUGGCAGGCCAUACCUAAAGGUAACACAAGUGUCCCAAUUUGUAGAGCAGCUUUGGGAGCAAAGAAUUGAUAAUUCCUUCAACAAAAAUUGGAAGUUGUUUACACAAAUCAAAACCCAUGAUGUGCUGGAACCUUGCAGCAGCAGUAAGUUACAGAGGCCAGUUUUCAGCUCCAAAUCUUUUAUAUUUAACAUAAUGAAGAUGUUGUUGGUUUUAUUUUCUAACUGUUUAAAUGGUGGUCCUACAAGUAUCAAAUGUUCCCUUGCAGGUUUUUUUUUAUUUUUCAGAUGUGCAAUUGUAUUUAAAUUUGUAAAGGAAAUUUGUGUGUAAUAUUGGAUAUUACAGUAUUUAGUGAAAUGUGCAAAGUACAGAACCUUAUUUUGUAUUGUUUUCUGAAGUACAAAGGAUAGUUAUAUGUCAGUCUACUGGGGGAUAGGAAAAGCAAUGUCAACACUGUCCAUUUGAAGGGUUCGAAGAACAGAUUUUGGGCACUGGGGUACUGUAAACAGUAUCCUGUGACCUUGCAGAAGUACACUGUGUUGUGCUUAGCAAUUCAAGGGAGUAUUUGAAGCUGUGCAUUUUGUUUCGGCACAAUGUGUUGCUGGCCAACCCAGAAAGAAAAAGGGCUACACUGACAUAGAGUGGCAACAGGGAAAUGUGUGCAGUUCAAACUAGCCUUGUGAUCUCAAUAGAAGGAAGCACCAUCUGACAUGAAGGCAGUCAAGAGCUAAAGUAACAAGGGGAGCAAGACAAUAAGCAUUUUCUUUUCUAUUAGGCUGUCCCAAACUCCAGACACACGAGCAGAAACAUCUAGGCUAACCUUCCACACUGUCAGAUGGUGCAGUGCUGAACUGUAAGAGACGCUGACUUCUGGAUGCAACAUUAAACCAAGGUCCUAUCUGGAUGUAAACAAUUCCAUAGCAAUUUCUUUAAGAUCAGGGGAGAUUCCACCCCACCCCUCCCAUUCCGCACAUAGUGUCCUACCCAAUGUCUAUCCCUAAAUAACAUAAGAUAAACAUUCUUAAUAACAAUACUGCUAAUGUGAGCUUGCUGCGCACAAUUGACUGCCUUGUUUCCUGUGUCGCAAGUGUCUGCAAAUGAAAUAUUUUAUUGAAUGCUUUGGGACAUCCUGAGGUUGUAAAGGGCAUUGUAAGAAAAGCAAUAUUCUCUCCUUGCUGGCAUUUGGAGAACAUUAAUGCAUACAGUCAUGAGACAUGGGUCUAAUAUGCUUUGUUCUACCAUGGGGAAAUUAAAAAGCAGGAUUUGUUACCAGGCUGCCCAAUGAUGACAGAGUGACAUUGGGAGGCAACUUAGACCAUAUAUUAUGGGUUAGCUAGUCUAAUGAGAGUAGAAUUGGGGAGAGAAAAUGAAGGAUUUAAAUUUGUAUGAUGUACUGCAAAUUGAGCUAAAUGUGCUAUGCUUAGUUUUACAGAAAUUCCCCCUUCAGUCCUAAUAGAUUAGGUAUAACUAGAAUGUGAUAACUCUAAUCCUCUGGUAGAGUGACAGGAAAUGCUUUAAUAUGUGCACAAGUCUAAUCUAUCAUCUCUAGGCUUUAAUUUUCAUCUGGAAGUCUGAGUGAAAAGCCAGGACUAGAACAAUGUGGGAUGGAAGACAGUUAGUUACAAGGUAGAAAGUUUAGGUGAGACCAGACUUGGGCAGUCAAAUUCUGGACUGUCGGAGGAAGUACAAAAGCAGCUGCACAUUCAGUUUACAAUGGUACCUACAAGUGCCGCUUGUUAAGGUUUCAUUGCAUCCACCAUAUUUUUCAUAUCUCAACCCCGUGAAUGUAGCUUUUGCAUUAGCACGUGAUUUUUAUUUUAUGUCCCAUCAAUAAACCAGAGUCUCGAAUAUAUCUGGAGUGCCAGAGAAACAAUAAAUGGGCAGAAAAAGCAGGCAGUGAUUUCCCUCAGCUCACGUAGUGCUUACCUCUGAGCAGGAGGGUUGUGACACCCUAUCCACCCCCUGACUUACAUCUUCACACUGCACUAUCAGAGGUAUUGUUGUUCAGAUAGUACUUCAAAAUGAGCACAAACAUGAGAAAGGCUGCAGAUGCUAAAAAUCCAGAGCAACACACACAAAAUGCUAGAGGAACUCAGCAGGCCAAGCAGCACCUACGGAAAAGAGUACAGUCGACUCUUUUCUAUAGAUGCUGCCUUGCCUGGUGAGUUCCUCCAGCAUUUUGUGUGUGUCACUUUAAAAUGGUGGUGCAUGGCCAAGUGGUUAAGGCACACAGCCGGGGCAGUGUGUUGUGUCCUUGAGCGAGGCACUUAACCACACAUUGCUCCAGUCCACCCAGCUGAAAAUGUGUACCGGCAAAAUGCUGGGGGUUAACCUCGUGAUAGACUGGCGUCCUAUUCGGGGGAGUCUCGUACUCUCAGUCGCUUCACGCCACGGAAACUGGCAUAAGCACUGGCCUGAUGAGCCUAUAAGGCUCGGGACAGACUUUAACUUCAAAAUGGAUCUGGUCUGCCUGCUCUGAUGGUCCAGGUGGAUAUUACAAAGCCCCAUGGCACUGCAGGGAGUUCUCCUGGUGUCCUGGCUAAUGUUUUUUCCCUUAACACACGCCACUAAGAAUGAAUUAACUGGCCUCUGAUUCAAUUGCUGCUUCUGCAACCUUGCUGUAUGCAAAAUAAUUGCUGCAUUUGCCGACAAAGCAACAGACGCUGCACUCAAACAUGAAGUGCUUUAGGACAUUUUCUGAGAGAUACAAUAAGGCGCAAUAUAAAAUGCAGGACUUUUCAAAGCAAAUUUUGCGGCAUGCUUGGAGAUGGCGGAAGGAGUGGGCUAACAUUGAUAACUUAAUAUUUUUUUGUUAGUAAGCUUUUGCCCAGAAUAUCGAGCUCUGCAAACUAAGCUGAAGUAGUUCUUAUAAACAUUCUGGGGAGCGAUUUGCUCCAGGUGCUAUACCUAGCAAAAUCAUUAACAGAGCACAUGGACAAUGAUUCACGCAGACAUUUACUCCAUUCCUCCUCCUUCAUCUAGACCUCACCCCCUUUGUAGUCUAAUAGUACAUCUUGUAGUGUUCAUUAUAAAUAGACAAUCUGCCUGUCACAGUACAGUGAAAAAGAAAUCCAAACAGAAAUUCUGCUUCCUCCUAGCUUGAUGGUGCAAGUUGUCUGUAUGUGUGAAAGUUGUUUAGAAGUCAAUGACCUUUUGAUGGAGACAGUUUUGCCCAGUUUCAUUCAUUCCCUAUUUUACUGAUUUCAGAUUUUUAACAUCUAUAUCUGUGAAUGUUUACUGCCUAAUAAAACUCAUCGCAAUGUUAGCAAACAGAACUUAUUUAUUUUUAAUUUCCUUCCUUUUCUCCCAAGGCACUGCCCAGCCUUUGCCAAAUUAAACCCAUCCCUCCCCCAUGAAGGCAUCAGAGCCUGUUCCUGCCUUCACCCCAGUGCUCACACAUCUCCCACCAGAAGUCACUGCUGGUCUGCAGGAAAAGAUUCACUCAGUUUUCCUCUUCCCCCUUCCUUGCCCAAGAGCCCCAGUCAUAUUGCUGUUUAAAAUAAAAAUGUGUGGCCACAUAUGUUAAAUGCAUUUUGUACUCAAAAUGCUCGGCAAUUAAUGCUGACGGCCUCUACGCCCCACUCUGGCUGUCUUAACCAGUAUGUUCAUAGUUAGGGAGAAGAGGAUAACCGAGAUGUGCUCAUUCCUGAGGGCACUCUCAAUCUGAUGUUCCUGUGGUAGUCCAGGAUGAGGUCCUUUACCUUCCUCAGAACAUGAUGUGGGUUCAGUACAAACUCCAAUAGCUUCUUUGGUAAUAACCCAUAUGCAUUGGCAAGGUCUAGCCAUAGUACAACUAGGUCUCCCUGCCCUUCUUGCACUUCCCUGAUCAGCUGGGAAAGAAACACCCAUGUGUUCCAAGCACCCUGGCACUCUGUGAAUCCCUCCUUUCUAUACAGAUGUACCAGUGUAGCCAUUUUCAAGGAAAAACUCAAAAACAGGAAACAAUACUGAAAAAUAUUUCCCCUUCUACACUGAGCAACAAGAUGGAGCUAAAGUGCUUAAUGUCGGAGUUCUCCUCUUUGGGGUUCUAGGUUCCCUCUGCAUACCUCCACUAGUCCGUGACCUUUCCCCUACACUAGAUAACCCUAAGGAAUUUCCAAAGUAGCUGGAGGAUCUUAGGACAGUGCUUGUACCUUGUGGGGUACUCCACCGGGACCAGGGGCAGAACUAGCUCUGACUACUUCCUAGAUCUCCUUCCAACUGGGCUCCUUGCCACUGAACUCAACUGCAGGAGGUGGAGGAUUUACUAGGGCACCAUGGCCUUCUAGUUCCUACUCCCUCUCUUAAGUCAUUGAGGGAAUUCUGAAGGUGUAGAUCCAUGUCUUGUUUGGAGCAUGCAAGGUGCCCACUAUGUUUCUGUCCUAGCAUUUGUUUGGUGAAUCCACAGGGUUUGCAAUAAAGGCAGCUCAUUUCCUGGCUCUCUCUUACCCAUCCUCUAUGCCAUUCUGCCCAAAGUAGUGUCAUAAACUUGCUCCUGAGAAUGUUACAGAGUUCGGCAAGUGGUGGUUUCUCUUCUUCACUUGCUGCCCUGUACUGUUCAGCCAGGAAUCAGAGCUCUUGACGCAGCUGGUAUAUUUUGCGCCCCCCCCCCGAUGUUUCACCAUGUAGGGACCUUUGCUGGCUUUCUUCUGCAUUAGGCUGAAUCAGUAGCAUGGCUGACAAUGAUAGUUGACAUCUCCCUUAGCUAUUCCCUCAAUGAUAUGGACUAUGUCCUCCUCAAACUGCAGCCACUCCCUUCGAUGGCUUGCUGGAGGUCACUUAACCCACUGGUGUUGUGCUACUCUGCCUGGAGUGGAAGUUUCUGACACUUGGAGGUCACUGGGGUGACUUUGGGCCAGGCUCUUCCUAUGUCUCACCAGGAGUAAGUCCUGAGCGCUGCGUUGCUCUCUCUUACUCCAGGCAUUUCAUCUUGAACUGAUCUAUUUUUAGGCCACACAUAUUCUUGCACACCUUUCCUCAAAAGCAUCUCUCACUCAUAAUCGAUGGUCAUCCUAGUGGAGUACUCAUCCUCUUGUCCUCUCGAGCUCCGCUGGAGGUAUGUCUCUAUAUAAGUCUGUCCAUAGCUUGUAGCGUGUCUUCCUCUCGGAAGAUGCAGGUUGGGUUGCUAGUCCUUGCUGCCCCGGUUGCCGUCUUUCUGAGCUGUCAACUGUCUCUCAGUAGUCACCAGUCUGUUCUUGGUUGUUACCCAGACUAUUACUGGGUGUCACUAGCUGAGCCAGUGCUUAUAAUGCCUAGGUAGAUCGUAGAAUGCUCUGGGACACAUCAUCAGUGAUGUAACCUGGGGACAUUGGGUGUUUUGGGCCUUUCAACAUCAGACACCGUCACCCUGGUGACCCAGUCAGGGUUGAUCAGGCCCCGGCUUGUGUCCCAGCAGCACUGGUCCAUGGGUCACACCUCUUGAUCCAUAGCCAUCUGGAGGCUCACUCAACAGCCUCAGUGAUGGCCCUAAUGGCUGUUUUCUUUGCAGCCCCUGUAAUGCCAAGGAGAGAGUAGGUUCUGCACAGCGAGCAGCCAGCUAAACCUCUACACUCCACUUCUAGAGUCUCGCAUCAUGCUCUCCACCCGUCUCUGGCACUGCUCUACCAGCUCCUAGUAUCUGGCAUUCAGAUGCCUCCUCAAUCUCCCCUAGGAACUAUUAGUUCUACCAUGACCACCUACUUCGAGGGUUUCUGACAGAACGACCUUGUCAGGCCUUAGUGAUGAUGAUGUGAUGAAGUCAAGGAACUUUAAUUGUUUGCUUACAUCAACUUUCAGUUGCCAGUCAGAUCCCAUGGUGAGCAAGCCUGCUGGUGAUCUGGGAUGAAGCUAUGGUAGGUCUUCAGAUUUGACAAAAGCUAUGGGCUUUCUGGGUUGGCGGGGGUGCCUACUAUAGAUAAUGGCCAAGGAGAUACUCUCUGCCACUGCCUUCAGCACCUGGUCAUGGUGCCAGCAGUAGCAUCCUUCUCCCAAGGCUUUUGGGCAGCUGCUAAAAAAUUAUUUCAGGGUCCCUCUGCCAGGGCAGAGAGGACAUGAUUGUACCUUGCUUUUGCUCCAGGCAAAAAGGUUCACUGAACUAGGUAGGAUGUCAUACACAGCCUGGAUCAUGAAUUUGAUGCACUGGAGUUCUGCCUGCCAGAUGUUGGACCAGGAGAUCUUCCACUUCAGCACACUCUCCCACCUUGUCCAAGCUCCCUGGUGCCCUAUCCUGGUGGUCCGCACUUCCUCGGGAGCUUCUCAAACUUCUUCCUGGACAAGUUUGCAUCUGUUCCUGCCCUGGGCCCUGUUGAAGCGGGUAGAAGGGAAGUUGCCCAGCUUGGCCUUUCCAGCCACCACUGUCCCUACCAGAUCCCUGUGCCUCAGACAUGACUCAGCCAUCUCCAUGGCUCCUUGGCUUUCCGUUUCCUGCUUGUACGAACUUCAGUGCCUGCUGACGAGACUUUGGAGUCACUGGGAUCUGUACAUGUACCCAAGGACAUUUAAUUGGAAACCAAUGACUCUUAGUACAAAGUGAACUGGUUUUUCAAAUUGAAAUCUCAAUAAGUGGCAAAGUAAUUUUGUGUAUUUGAUCUGCCAAGUUAUGUUGAUGAAUGCACCCUGUAUGUCCCCAUAAUACAAGAUUUGCCUCAGUUAACACAGUCUAAGAAUGUAAUUCUAAUAUAUUGUCUGUUUGAGUCACUGAACCAUUAAAGCCCAUCAUAAAUUGCAGGCUCUACAGCAAUGUUUGAUCAUCAAAAACUGUGGUCUUCUUCUACUCCAGUAACAAAGAAUUGACAGGUUCUCCACUGUCCUCAAAUAUUUAAAAAUGUUUAUGGCUCACUCAUCCACAGGAACAGGGGAUGCUAAGUACGGAAGGCCAUUCAGCCUUUCAAGCCUGUCCCACGAUUUAGUCAGACUUGACUAUGUGGCCACGCAGUUUUAUUUUAAACAUCUAUCAAAAUCUCAGAUUUGAAAAGUUCAGUUAACCCCACCAAUUAAAACAUUUUGCAAGAGAGAAGUCCAGAUUUUCGCCACCCUUUGUGUGGGAAAAAAAAUUCCCAAUUUCACUCCUCGUUGGAUAAUAUCCAACUGCAAGUUUAUGCUCCUUGUUCUGGAUUUCACAGAAAAAAGCUUCCUUUUGAAUUCUCCUUUUAUCAGUUAAACACCCUGGAUCAGAUUGUUCCUCAGUCAGGGUAGUUCACCACGUGUUUUCUUAGAAAGUAAAAUUGUCAUCUUUUUCAGCAUUUACCAAGUUUGCAUCUUUGAAUAUUUCUGUCUCCAGUUGUAGGCACAAACAGACUUUGCAACAUUGAAAUGAACAAUUCAUUAAGAACUUCUAUUUCUGGAACUUUUACAAAAAAAACUUUGCAAGGUGUUUCAAUGAUUUCAACGCUUAGAAUGUAAAUGCUUCUUGUGAACAUUUUUUCUGUGUAUUGGCCACUUUUAUAUCCAUUUGACUUUGUUACUGGAUAUUUAAUGCUUAUAGCUAGUUUCCAUUUUACUUGUUUUUACAUAAAUAAUUGUAUACAGAGUCUGUAAACUGUUUCUUAAAUUGUGAUUUCCCUUGUGAAUUGUGAUACAAUUCCAUUGAAGUGAAUUUAAUUUCAAAAGUUUAAGUUGUAUUUCUGUAUUUGUAUAAAAUUAUUCAAUGGGGGAGGGGAGUGUCUCUCAUUCUUCUUUUUUGCUGUGGGCUGGUUGGUUACAGAAUCGCAUCAAAAUCUGUUGAACUGCAGACUGACCUGGUUCAGUGCUUAACUGGAAACCGAAACCUUUCAUUUCCUCAGCUGAGCCUUUUCCAGAUCACUUGCAAACAGGGCCGUUUUAAACUUCUGCCUGCGCUAUUGUGUUACUGUCAUUGAGUAUCAAACCAUUUGGUUUACAACUUUAUUCUGGCAGAGAAGUCUCAAGCGCAGUUGCCUGCUCAGUAAUUUUGCACACACUCCCAGCACAUCUCUCUUGCUGACCUCCACUAAACUGUGACCUAGGUCUGCAGACCUGUAGGAGGCCCUUAAAGAGAGUCGCUGGCUUUAUAUUUACUGUAUUUAUUCUGCCCAGUAUUUGGACACUUUUCAAUGGGAAAUUACCCCCAUCUGAUGAUCAGUGUUGAGGGGUGAGCGCUAAAAGCAUAGAAUGUGUACAGUUCAUGGAAUGUUUUUAUCCUUGAGAUCUCAGAUUUGCUUUGAAACCAACUAGCAUUGAAUAAUUGUUUUACUGGCUUUCUCCAUGAGAAUAUAUUAUGGGCAUGAACUCCCAACAGUGUAGUCACCAUCAACCCCUUUCGUUAGGUGCAGCUCACUGCCAAGGUUCAACCAUUAAGCACUUCUGUAUUCAAUCUAAUGAGCUAGGCAGAGCAUUAUCAGUGAAAUGAGGUGACUUGACCUCCAUUACCAUGAAAUAUGUAUUAUCAAACUCGUACACUGAUUACAUUGCUAAUUGAGUUCUUAAGCCCAAGUUGACUCUUUGGUUUAAGAAAUCAACUGCAUAUACAAACUACAACUUUACUUGUUCCCUGGUUUAUCCCAGUAUAGUGGAUGGCGGUUGAGUAGUGUGAGGAUUUGAUUUGAUUCCACUGUUAUACAAUAAGGCUGGUCAAACGCUAAACAAAAAAUUAAAAGAAAAGCUACAAAUGCUGGGAAGUUGAACUCUUGCUCUUUAACUACCUUUAUUUCAUAACUUUUUAUCAUAGAAAAUAAAACAUGGGAGCGGAAUUAGGCUAUUCGGCUCAUUGAGCCUUCUCCGCCAUUCAAUUAUGACUGGUUUAUUAUCCCCCUCAACCCCAUUCUCCUGCCUUAUUUCCAUAACUUUGAUGUCAUUACUAAUCAAGAAUCUAUCAACCUCCACUUUAACUAUACUUAGCCUCUUCAGAUUCACCACAUUCGAUUUAAAGACAUUCUUCCUCAUCUCUGUCCUAUUCUGAGGCUGUGUUCUUUUGCCCUCUCCCCAACAUUCACUCUAUCUAGGCCUUUUAGUAUUCAAUAGGUUUCAAUGAAACUCCCUUCAUACUGCUAAAGUCCAGGGAGUACAGGCCCAGAGCCAUCAAAUGCUGUUCAUUCCUUAAACCUUUCAUUUCUGGGAUCACUCUCGCAAACCACCUAUGGGCCCUCUCCAGUGCCAUCUUCCUUUGUUCUCCUCUCUCCUCUCUUUCUAUUGCCACCAGCAAUCCAUCAAUAGGAGUUUUAGCUAUCCCCCCCCCCCCCCACCUCCACCCUCUCUGCAACUAAAGCUAACUUGUUUUCUCUCUUUCCCUGUUCUGACAAAUGGUCUCUCAACUGAAACAUUAACUUUGUUGCUUCCUCCAGGCACACAACCUGAUCUGCUGAGUGUUCCCAACAUUUUCUGCUUCUAUUUCAGCUCAAAGCUGUUAUGUUCUGAAAGACAUUAUCUCACUGUCCCCUUCAAGGUUAUUCACUUGGUUUUCUCUCUGAACAUUCCCCCGAUUACAGUAUUCACUUUUCAGUGUCCUUCAGUCAGUUGGUUCAGACAUUUGUGUCUGUGCUUUGCAUCACAGUUGUUCAUUUUUAAAACGAAGUAUUAACACGGAGUCUUGUGUAUCUUAGCUAGGUGAAUCUUAAAUAUCCUGUGGCAUUUUGUGCAGGUGUCCUUGCUAACAAGUGAUUGUUGUUUAUGAGAUGGUGGAGAACUGCUGUUGUUUUUUUGUCUUGUUGGAAUCACUGUUCUGCAGAAAUGCUAUGGACAGCUGUAAUGAACUGCCGUUCAACUGCCAUGCCUCAAUUAGAAUGGAACUGUUUCUUUCCCCAGCUUCCCAGGUGGACUUUAAUGAGAAGAUAUGUUGCAUUUUUCAUUAUUUGUAGUUAGUUGCAUAACAUUUUCCUGCCUUCAAUCAUUCUUAGAGUCAUACAUCACUUCAACAGACCCCUUGGCUCCCAAAGUCAGUGCUGACCAUCAAGCCCCCGGUUACAUUAAUCCAACCCAAAAGUAUUUUAUUCUCAACUCCCACAAGAUUCUACCACUCGCCUGCAUAUUAAGGACAAUACGCAGUGGCCAAUUAACCCACCAACCCUGGACACCUUUUUCAGAAUUAUGUUUAUUAUCACUGAGAUAGAUCGUGAAAUUUGUUGUUUUGUGACAGCAGUACAAGACAUAAAAUAUUACUGUAAGUUAAAAUAAAUAAACAAAUAAAUAGAUAGUACGGAAGAUGAGUAGUGAGGGAGUGUUCAUGGACCAUUCUGAAAUCUGAUUGUGGAGGAGGAAAAGCGGUUUCUGAAUCGUUCAGUGUGGGGCUUCAGUUUACCUCCUCCCCAUUGGUAGUAACAAGAAGGUGGCACAUCCAGGAUGGUGAGGGUGUUUGAGAUGGGUGCCAACGUUGAUGCACCACCUUUAGAAGAUGUCCUUGAUGAUGGAGAGGCUUGCGUCUGUGAUGGAGCUGGCUGAGCCUUUGGGAUAUGGGAGGAAACGGGAGCAACUGGUCCAAACUCACACAGUCACAAAGAGGACACGCAUACUGUGCACAGACUGCUGUGCUUUCCUUAUUCUUGAAAUGGCACCAGUCUACAGAACUAUUCUCUGCUUUCACAGACUGGGGUCCCCAUGUCCUGUGCUUGAUAUAAGUUUGACAGAGCCCAUCACACAUACAAUUCCAUCUCUGCCCUCUUGCAAUGACCGGUUCAUUCUGCUCGCACAGUUUGUUUGAACAAUUUUGUUUUAUUCAGUCACUAACGUCUACGGAUAGUUAAAUUGUUGCUGUCUUUUCCACACAAUGCCACAGUGUAGAACCAGAUUGUUCAAAACAGCUCACCACUGUCCUCUGUAGCCUGGCAAUAUUUUUCUCAUCCAAGAUUUAUCCAAUCAUUUAUUAAAGUAAUGAUUGAAUUUAUCUCCAUCAUCCUUCCAAAUUGCUAUAGCUCACCGCAUAACUGCUUUUACUCUCAUUGGUUCUUCCCGCCCUCCCUCAUGAUGAAUGUGUACAUUGAGUGGUAGUUUAGAAUUCUUUUCUACAGGGAACAAUGAUUGUUUCUCUUUCCUCUUCCCCAAUGCACAAAAAAUUAAUUGAAAAUGUGAAAUAUUUUUGUAGACAGACACGUGCAAAAGGAGCAUCAGUUCUACCUUGUAUCCAUAUGCAGUCUGAGUUCCAUUAAAAUAAUUCCUAACCAUGCUUGCGAGUGACUUUCAGAAGGCUGGGACCUGCAUUUGGGCAUAAACAACAAAUACACAAGAAGGCACUGAAAUGGCAACUCAAUUUGUGCUAAUACAUAUAGUGUAUGCCAAUUGUAAAUAAGAUGAAGUAUCAUUAUAUGAUGCCAGGCACACGCACAGUCCAGCAAUAUUUGUUUAUGGAUGUAGAGAUGCUUAAGGAGAAAGCCUUGAUUUUCCACUACAGGAAUAAUAAGAUUCUUGGCCAAUUGCAGAAGCCCUUGAAGUGCAUGAGAGAAGGUCCAGUGAAAUAUAGAUAAAUUUCAACAAAUUGUCUCAGACAGGGGUACAACUUGGGGUAGAGAACUUGGACUGUAGUACAAUCAAAUGGAGUUAGCAGAUUCAGCAAAAAUGCAAUUCUGAAAGGGCUACAGCCUUUCCAUUGGAGAGGACCUUGUGAUAGGGUCAGAAAGGUGACUCAGUUUCCACACUGAAACAGCAGACACUCUUCCCUUCGUUGGUUGGUUGGAGCCUCUGCUGCAGAGGAUGUUGAGGCUUGAAGAGUUGGUCUCACUGAAGGUACCAGUGCUGGCUGCAUGGAUCAGAGUCAUUAGCACCUGCAGUGCUUUUGGGGCAAGAAUAGCCAGUACUAGGAGGGAGGUGCAUAUGUGAAAAUCAAAAAAGUAUAGCUACUGGAAAUCAGAAAUAAUAACAGAAAAAAAUGGAAAAUCUCAGCAGGUCAGGCAGCAUCUCCAGAGAGAGAAAUAGUUAAUGUCAAUUGCUUACACAGAUGUUGCCUGACUUCCAAGUAUUUAUAGCAUUUUUUUUGUUUUAAGGACAAAUGUAAGUGUUCUCUCUUAGACUCACAGAGCGCUACAUCACAGAAACAGGCCAAGAUCUUCCCAGUCUCCUUCCAUGCAUUGAUGACCACACUGAUCUACAAGAGGAAUAAUUUUGUCCCUUGUUGUCCUUUUGCUCUUAAUACAUCUGCAGAAACCCUUGGGAUUCUCCUUAACCUUGAUUACCAGAGCAACCUCAUGGCUUCUUUUAGCCCUCUUGAUUUCCCUUUAAACUAUUUUCUUGCAUUUCUUCCACUGCUCAAGUACCCCAUUUGCUCCUUGCUGCCUAUACCUGCUAUACACUUUCACUUGUGUUGUCCUGGGACCCUUAAAGCAUAUCACCUGCUGAGAACUCUUGGGGUGGGGAGUGCAGGGCAUCAUUUUGAGCCAAGCAUAGGAUAAAACUCCAAUAAUCUGGUCUCUUGAUUGCUUGGAACAACUGACGGUCUAGUGUUUCGCUGACUCAGUGGUUCACAGUGCACCCAGAGGAAGAAUUAGGGUCCAGCACACCAGCAAUGGGAGUGGGUUUGUGGCUAGAGCUAGUCCAACACGCUUUUAUGUUUCAAUAGACAAUAGGUGCAGAAGUAGACCAUUCAGCCCCUCGAGUCUGCACCGCCAUUCUGAGAUCAUAGCUGAUCAUUCACUAUCAAUAUCCAGUCCCUGCCUUGUCCCCAUAUCCCUUGAUUCCCCUAUCCAUCAGAUAUCUAUCUAGCUCCUUCUUGAAAGCAUCCAGAGAAUUGGCCUCCACCGUCUUCUGAGGCAGUGCAUUCCACACCUCCACAACUCUCUGGGAGAAGAAGCUCUUCCUCAACUCUGUUUUAAAUAACUGACCUCUUAUUCUCAAUCCAUGCCCUCUGGUACUGGACUCUCCCAACAUCUGGAACAUAUUUCCUGCCUCAAUCCUAUCAAAUCCUUUCCUGCUCCCUUUGAAUGCACUGGGUUCACUGGAAACAUUUUUAUACUACUGUGUAACGUGGAAAAAAAGAUAAGUGAAAAUGUAAUAGAAGUAAUAUCCAAUAGUGUGGAGGCAAUUUGAUUGCAUCAAUGCUGGACAUACAUAAUAUUAGAUUAUAUUAGCUUUAUUUAUCACAUGUAUAUCAAAAAAAUCAAAACCUACAGUGAAAUAUGUCAUUUGCAUCAACUACCAAAGCAGUCUAAGUAUGUGCUCAAGACAGCCCGCAAGAUUCACCAUGCCUUGGCACUAACAUAGCAUACCCACAACUUACUAACCUCUAUGUCUAAGAAACGUGGGAGGAAACCCAUGCGGUAAAGGGCGUUUCCUUGCUUUCAAGUGCUGAACAGCAAGUGGAGUCUCAGAUCUCUGAGGACAACAGGAAUGCAACGGCCCCAAGACUCUUCGCAGUGUUCCGUCAAUCAACUAAUGUUUCAUCCUUCUAAACCUGACGUCUCUGAGAACUGUCACUUACUCGUGGCACUGGGUUCACCUCCAGAACAACCUACUUCAUAAUUCUGUGACUAUUAAGAAUGUACAAAUCCUUUCCAGGAAGCGGUACCCUGUUGUUAAUGUGAGGAAUGCUGCUCCCAAAUGGAUGCUGCUACUGGCAGUAAAAUAAAGGAAGCUGCGAAGCUUGUUAUCCUGUCCCCAGAGACCUACUUUCAACCAGGAAAAUCAUGAAAAUGUUAUCUACUUGAAGUAUAAUAGCAAUAUAGGCACGUCCUUCAAGCUGCCCGGGGCAGUACAUAGACCUGAAUUGCAUGUGGAAGGACUGGAUAGUACAACACCUACAUAACAAGAGCUGUGCCUGCAUGGUGGUCAGCCCAGCAGCAGAUGGUGGAACUGUGACACAGCCAACCUUGCUAAGAUAAGUGGUCUCACAACAUCUGCAGGUUAGUAUUUUAUAAGACACAUUUGGAGUAUCGUGAGCAGUUUUGUGCCCCCAUAUCUAAGAAAGGAUGUGCUGGCAUUGGAGAGGGUCCAGAAAUUUAUAAAAAUGAUCCUGGGAAUGAAAGGGGUAAUGCAUGAGGAACGUUUGGUGGCUCUGGGCCUGUACUCACUGAAGUUUAGAAGAAUGGGAGGGAGGGGUAUCUCAUUGAAGCUUACUGAACAUUGAAAGGCCUAAAGAGAGUGGACGUAGAGAGGAUGUUUCCUAUAGUGGAGGAUUCUAGGACCAGAGGGCACAGCUUCAAAAUGGAAGGGUAUCCCUUUAGAACAAAGAUAGGGAGGAAUUGCUUUAGCCAAAGAGUGGUGAAUCUGUGGAUUCUUUGUCACAGGUGGCUGUGGAGGCCAACUCGUUGUGUGUAUUUAAAGCAGAGGUUUAUAGUAAGGGGGUCAAAGGUUAUGGGGAGAAGUCGGGAGAAUGGAUUUGAGAGGGAAAAUAAAUCAGCCAUGGCAGAGUAAACUUGAUAGCCCAAUUCUGCUCCUAUGUCUUAUGGUGAAGAGAGGGACCUAGGGUAUUAAUAGUCUUGGUAAAAACUUCUCCACAGGCUUGUAUGUUGUCCAUAAAGAACUCACUCCCACUCCACCAUAAUAUUCAGAAGCCUGAUUUGAAUACUGGUGCUCCCAUUGUGACUAUCCGCAGGAGGUGAAAAUGAUGAAUCACAGGCAGAUGAGAGAAAAAAACAGAAAUAUGAUGGAGCCCCCAAUAGACCCAACUAAUAUAUAAUGCCAAAGAAUGCAAAGUGAACAAGAAUAUAAUACUUUAACGGGCAACAGGACAUGUAGGUAACUUCUCAAAGCCCGUUCGAGUGCCUGGCAUCUGCAUGGCACUUUAUCUGAAUAAAAUACAAAUGCCCACUACCUUUGCAACUAGAGAAUCAUCAUUUUACCCCCAAAAAUUGGUAUUAAGAAAAGUCAUGCACUUUAUAAUUGUAGUGUAUGAAAUUGGAAUUGUAGUUCCAAAAAAGUUGCAUGUUAUGGAACCCUGUGUUAUCAGAACAUAGAACAUACAGAAGAACAAUACAGCACAGUACAGGCCCUUUGGCCCACUAUAUAGUGCUGAUCUACUUCACAAUUAAUCUUACCUUUCCCUCCUACACAGCCUAAACUCCUCAUUUUUUUCCUUACAUCCAUGUGCCUAUGUAAGAAUCUCUUAAGUCUCCCUAUUGUAUCAGCCUCUGCCACCACCCCUGGCAGUGUGUUCUAGGUAUCCACCACUCUCUGUAAAAAACAAACUACCUCUAACAUCCCAGCCCCUCCCAAACUUUUCACCAAUCACAUUAAAUGGAUGUCCUCUGGUAUUGGCCAUUUUCACCCAGGGAUAAAGUCUCUGGCUGUCCACUCUAUAUAUGCCACUUAUCAUCUUAUACACUUUAACCAAGUCACCUCUCCUUCUCCUUCAUUCCAAAGAUAAAAACCCUAGCUCACUCAGCCUAUCCUCAUAAGACAUGUUCUCCAAUCCAGAUAACAUCUUGGUAAAUCUCAUCCGCACCCGUUCUAAAGCUUCCACAUCCUUCCUAUACUGAGGCGACCAAAACUGAACACAAUAUUCCAAGAGUGGACUGUCCAGGGUUUUAUGGACCUGCAACAUCACUUUUUAGCUUCUUAGUUAAAAAACAUAAUCAUAUUAGCUUUCUAGUAAAAUUCCAUGAUUGAUGUGUGAUCAGAGAUGGGUUUCUAUUUGUAGAUUAGCAUCAAGCGUCAACUUUAUCCACUAUAUACAUUUAAAUCAGUUUGCUGUGGUGUGUUGGAUGCUAUGUGCAACAACAAAAGAUAACAACAUUCAACAAUUACACAGAAUAAAGAAAUAAAUAAAAAUAAAAUUAGAAGAUUGGAUAUGGAGUAAAAUGUGCAUAAAUACAUGAAUAUCAGCAUGUAUUUACAAUGUAAAUGGCAAUGUAAAAUGUGGUUUAAAGUGUCUACAUUGCAUGUUGAAUUUCCCAUGGUCACUGUAAUUGCUAGCACUGAUUGGCAGCAACUGGCUGUGCCUAUUGGAAAUCAUAGUUUUUUGCUUACAAAAUGCUAGCUGAGACUUUAAUCACAUCUGUGUGCAUGACCACAAGCCAGUUGUAUUAAUAGAUUUUGAAAACUGAAGCUGGAUUUAUGGUGUGAAUUUUACUCUGUUGGAACAGAUAUUGCUAUGUUUGAGGUUGCUAAUUACUGUUGAUCCUAUUAACAGAUUACUUGUGAUUUUUGUCAUUGUUAAAUUGAUCCAAGUAGUUGGCUUUGUGUCUUUAACCUCUUUUGCCUCUGAAGACACACUUUGGCAGAUGAUUGGAAUUCGAGUUUAACUCAAGGAGAAGCAAGUUUGGAAGCUUAAAGUGCCUGGCUUUCAGAGAGAUAGGUCUGUUACAUAAGGAUUGGGAAGAGGAAGGCUCUCUUCCACAGAACCUGAGGUGGCUCCAUGAAACAUGGCAUAAAGAAACCCCUUAAGCUGAAUAUCCUUGUGACUACAAGCAAGUUCAAAUUCGGGUGUCUUUUACGGAAGUGUGCCUGCAAUUCUGAUGGUUUCAUGGCUUCAUUAGACAGUACAGUAUUACAAAUGAGAAACAUAGGGUGUCGCUGAUCAGACGGAAAAGGAAUAAAACCGUACUCCAGGUAUGUAACGUUGUGUUGACGCACUUUCUGUAGUUUCUGGUUCUUAGCAGGAUUAGAAUUCAAGGCUUCAUCACCUUCAGAGUCAUAGAGAUCGUGCCCUAUGUAUUUAUCCAUCAUUAACAGGGCUAAAUUAAAAUAAAAUAUGAACACUAACUGGGAAUAUUGAUGCCGGCAGCGAGUUGGCAUGGAUGGAAUGAUGGUAGGGACAUGCAAAGGAAUGGUGAGGCAAAGAUGAAGACAAUCACAACAGUGAAAAGUACGUUGACAAGGAUUCAGAUUGGAAUCUGAAUGUUAGUUGGGAUAGAGGUGGUGUUCGGCAAGCUACCUUUAUACUAUUCUAGUUAGUGCGAUUGAACAGUCAUGUAAGGUCCAUAAUCCCCAAAGAUGGUUCUUCACUGCACAUGUGAAGCUGAGGUCACUUUGAGCACCUUGAGAAAUCCUCGGGGUCGGCUGAUCCCUGAUUGGCUCUAUUUCACUGUUUGGUUCUGGCCAGCACUACCGCUACGUGACCUGUUUUCCAUAGACCUGUAGAGAAAGUGAGAGGGUGUGUUUGACUUACCAACUGUUGCAUGAACUUGUUUUGUGCUGCGAGUAAAGGGGAACUGUUGGGCACCCUGGUUGCUAAUUUAUGCUUUCCCCAAUGACAUCUGUUUAGUUGGUAAGGUUGGAUGAGAUUGCUGAGUUUCAGACGCAUUGUGAUGAUGAGUGCUCACCACCUGCUAAUCAAUGGUCUGUGUUCCAGUAAUUCAUCCUUUUUCAGAAGUGCCUGCUCUACUAAUGGUUACUCAGAUCUCGUGCCUCAAUUAGGGUACUGCUUCCUCUCCCCCCCCCCCCCCCC
Molecule: messenger RNA, 20247 nt
Organism: Hypanus sabinus (Atlantic stingray)
Lineage: Eukaryota; Metazoa; Chordata; Chondrichthyes; Myliobatiformes; Dasyatidae
Product: arf-GAP with GTPase, ANK repeat and PH domain-containing protein 1-like
Exons: 21
Coding region: 174-2741 (855 amino acids)
Cellular component (GO): nucleus
Molecular function (GO): GTPase activity; protein binding; GTPase activator activity
Source: RefSeq, a predicted model, not a curated record